Molecule: messenger RNA, 3706 nt
Organism: Chaetomium strumarium
Lineage: Eukaryota; Fungi; Ascomycota; Sordariomycetes; Sordariales; Chaetomiaceae
Product: armadillo-type protein
Exons: 6
Coding region: 403-3339 (978 amino acids)
Biological process (GO): post-transcriptional regulation of gene expression
Cellular component (GO): cytoplasm
Molecular function (GO): mRNA binding
Source: RefSeq, a predicted model, not a curated record
CUGUGCAUCCUUUUGAGCUCAAGUACCCGUCGCACACGGAAGCUUUGAUGCCGCCACAGGACGAUGGAAGGGGAACACCAGACACGGCACAGCAGUUGAUGGUUGGGAAGCGAUGGCGGCCGGCACAGCAACCCGUGGCGAGCAACGAGCAACAAGAAAGGACGAGCACCAAGGCGCGCUCCGUCCUCUUUGCGUUCCUGCUGAUCCCUUGCUUCCCUUCACUCUGUCGCGCCGGUCUGGCAGGCAAAGGGCGUCUACACUGCGAUCUUCGGACUCAUCUACUGCCGAUGGAGAGCGCUGACGCAAGGCCCUUUUAGAUUUAUAGAGAAGAGAUACCUCCGUCCAAUUCGGGAGCCCGGUAUACGAAAAUUGCUGUGUUUGUAGUAGCAGGAGGCUGGCGAGAUGGACGACUUCUUCCGAACCCAACAGAGCCCUCGCGGCGAGCCACAAGGGAGCUCGGCAUUCGUGUCGUCACCUAGGAACGGGUCUAUGCUGCCACGUCGGUUCACUGCCGACUCCAGCCGUAUACCAACACUUUCGACAAUCAAUACCAUUCCGCGCGCCGCUGAGCCGCAGGACUUUGCUGCUACCUCGGCUUUGCAUAAAGUUCAAUUGCUGGAAAAGAAAAGGAUGGACUACGAGAGGCUUCGGGAGCACAGAAGGCGCUUCGAGGCUGAGAUGUACAAGCUGGACGCCCAGCAGCGCCAGGAAGAGAGAGAGCUUCAGCAGAUGCAGGAAGAUUUGGCCGCAAGAUACGGAGGGCACCAGUCGGAGCCGACUACGCCGCCAGAAUACCGAGACACUGCCGGGUUCCCGUCUAUAUUUUCUAGGCCGAAUCGCUACUCGACAUCGAGCCUCACUUCCCCUCCCGGCCUCUUCAACCGCCCAGGACGGUCCGGCUCGCUCCUGACCUCGCCUCUUUCUGGAACGCUCCCAUCAUCUCGAUUUCCGUUCGACGACAUCCCGUCACACUCCGUUCCCGGUUCGCGGAGGAACAGUGACGAGGAUGAGAAGGAGGAGGCAGUUCGUCAGGACCCAACGAGCCACCGUUCAACAAAUGCCCUCAACAGAUACUCCAUGCCCGUGACCCGGUCCCGGACCUACCUGAGCGAUAUUGGUCUCGAGGACAGCAACAACACAACCGGCUUUCUGUUCGGGGACGAGGACUCGAAUUCGGCAGACAAAAAGACUCCCACAGCCCAGGUUGGCAGCACGGAGCCCUUCCCAUCUUUAUUCCGACAGCAGCCUUUCCCAAGCAUGAAUAUGUCUACCAUGGCGUCGUCCCAACAUAGCACCGGUGCCUCGGUCGGCUCCCCCUCGGAGGCCAGCACCAUCGGCAGCAACCGGCCGGCCAAUAUCCGCCACUCGAUUGACGGCUUGAAGUUCUUCCCGGAGAGCACGUCUGCUGCUCCGGAAGCUCCGGCAACAUCUGUCGUUUCGUCGCCCACUGCUCACACGUUGGCCUCUCCUCCCAAGCUGCACCAGUCCUACUCCGCCAACGACGUGCCGACUGUCAAGACCAACGGCACUGCUGGCAUGGGUGGCAAUGCAAACAACCACGCACAGCAGCAUUUUCACAACCACAAUGCUAGCAUGGGCCGCAUCCCGGCCGGCGCCAUGACUAGCCGCCACAACCGUGAGCUAUCGGGUGAUGCCUCCUCGGCUAAUGGCCGCGAAACUGGUAACUAUCCGUCCAUAACCUCGACCUUGCACGCAAACGCGCCGCCUUUCGGUCCCUCGACCACUCAGCCGCAGCCGCAGCAGGCCCCCUCUGCUGCGACGCCUGCCGUGGGCGCGGCGCCUGCGGUGCCGUACCCGUUUUACCCUGCGAACCCGGGGUACAAUGCUAUGAGCGGCCCUCCUCCAGCUGGUUACAACAGCCUCCCCAUGCUCAUGCAGGGUCUGACGGUGGGCAACGGCAAUCCUUACGCCCAGCAGAAUUUCACGGGCUACAACCCGCUCUACAGCCAGCCGCCUGCCCCUCGCCAGCACCAGGACAGUCAAGCGCGUGUCAUCCAGAGCCGUCGCCAGAUGGACAGUGAAGCCAUGGCUCGCUUCAACAACCUGCCGCUUGAGCAGGUCGGCGGUACCAUUUAUGCACUGUGCAAGGAUCAGCACGGUUGCCGCUACCUUCAGAAGCAGCUGGAGAAUCGUAUCCCCGAGCAAAUCCACAUGAUUUGGCUCGAAACCAACCAGCACGUGGUGGAGCUGAUGACCGAUCCCUUCGGCAACUACCUCUGCCAGAAACUCCUUGAGUACUGCAACGACGACGAGCGCACUGUCUUGAUCCAGAACGCGGCAUCAGACAUGGUGCGCAUCGCACUGAACCAGCAUGGUACUCGAGCCCUCCAGAAGAUGAUCGAGCAUGUGACCACGCCGGUUCAGAUCAACUUGAUUGUUGAGGCACUCCGGAACCAGGUCGUCGAGCUCAUCCAAGACCUGAAUGGCAACCAUGUCAUCCAGAAGUGCCUGAACAAGCUCAGCGCCGCCGAUGCGUCCUUCAUCUUCGAUGCCGUUGGCAAGCACUGCGUUGAGGUGGGUACUCACCGCCACGGCUGCUGCGUUCUCCAGCGCUGCAUCGAUCAUGCCGACGGCCAGCAGAAGAUAUGGCUCAUUGAGUGCAUCACGGCCCAUGCUGUCACCCUCGUGCAAGACCCGUUCGGCAACUAUGUGGUCCAGUACAUAAUCGAUCUCAAUGAGGAGACUUUCACGGAACCGCUUGUGCAGCAGUUCAAGAACCGCAUCGCCGCGCUCUCGAAGCACAAGUUUAGCUCCAAUGUCGUCGAGAAGUGUCUGCGCUGCGCUUCCGAGCAGUCUCGGGAUAUGAUCGUCUCGGAGCUCCUGGCCCACGGCGAAAUCGAUCGCCUGCUCCGUGACUCCUUCGGCAACUACGUUAUCCAGACGGCCUUGGACUACUCGACCCCAAUCUCGAAGCACCGUCUCGUCGAAGCCAUUCGCCCGAGUCUCCCGGGCAUUCGGGCGACGCCGUAUGGCCGCCGCAUUCAGGCCAAGAUUCAGGCCUACGAUGCGCGUACGGGUUCUGGCAACGACCAACGCGUGUUGCCGACCGACCCGACCGGUGGCCAAAUCUCUAUCCGUCAGACCCACAACCGUGGCAUGCCCAACGGUGCCCCGAUGCACGCGAACGGGGGAUACGCCAACGGUGCCAACGGCGUGAAUGGCGGUCUCGUUGGAGCCAUGUACCCAAUCAACUCACCCAUAGCAAUGGGUGCUCCGCAAAGCCACGCUCCGCCGCAGCCGCCGCGUCCCCAGCAUUUCUCGCCUCCCUUUUCCCCUGGGAGCUCGACUACCGAUAAUGGCGAAACCCAGUGGGUCUAAACGGUACUUGGGCGCUGCACGCACAGCUUGUGCAACACGAUGGGACUUGGGCCUUGGUGUCCCGCGUUCUCUUGUCUACUUUACCACCACUUGCUACAUUAGCAACGAAGGCAUCAUCGCUUGCUAUGACCGUCACGACCUUUCCUCUUCUCAGUGUUUCCACUAGCAACGACCGACACGGCAUAUCUUCCGUCAUGAUGCGACACGGUACCCAGUGGGCGACGAAACGACCAUCGAGCUUAAGCACCUCCUUGAGAUUGUUGGUGGGCCGUCUCGAGGAGGCACGCUUUGUUGUACACUAUCCGCUCGAUAGGUACGAGGGCAGUCGCGACCGCAUAGAGCGUUCUGGAACGUAAUUUCCCCCCAA